CUCAACUUUAACAGGGAUACAUAAAUUUCGCGCUCAUCGCUGAAAAAUUCAAUGUCCCGCCCCACAAAUCUAUCUCAUCCAUCACUUUGCCAUUGUCUUUCCUUCGCAUCUUCCUAAUAAUAUAUUAUCACAUAUGUCUUCGCUUGAAGAAUUAGUGGCACAUUACCUCAAGGAGAAGAACCUCCUUCAUACCUUGGCGGCUUACCAGGCUGAAACUGACAUCGACUUCGAUUUUGAAGAGAUCUCCGCAAACCCCGCCUUUGAGCGGCUAGAGUCCAUUAUCCACGACCGCAAGAUGUUCACCACGUUAUCUGAUGAUGUUGUUGGAUUACUGGUAUCGGCUAAACUCCAUCCAUUAGCCUACAAGCUCUUCGGAACCAAUGCUAUGGCUACAAGUGUGUCCCAGCACCAACCCGUCAUCAAGUACAAUUCAAACACCGAACCGUUGCACCGAAUGGAAUUUGGGGCGCUCAUUAUCAGUGCCAGUGUCACCCAAAUGGUGCUCGAUGCGCAAUCACUCCCGGUCAUGAUCUUAACCCUCGCCAACAAGCAGACAGUGUUGGUCAAUAUGAACACAAACAAAGAAUUGCUCGUCAUGGCUAGUACAUGUGUUACAAAGGUGGCCAAGGGGAUCACAGGGACAAACAGCUUUGUAUGCUGUGGCAUGGAUGGUAUAUUGAGGUUGUAUGAAGUUGAAAAAGAGCAGGGUUACCUGGCGAUAUUGAAGCUUGAGCAACAAUUGCAUCAACGGUUGGUGAUUGAUUUCAAAGUAAUCCCGCUUCGGGGCUCUAUCUACUCGUUAGCCUCAAUUGGCUGGGAUAGAUUUGUCAACCAGUGGACCUUGAAUCUCACAGAGCUGAACAUUGUGAUGGUCGCCUCAAACAAACUCUUGUCUAUUCCAACGUGCUUAGAGUUUGUGGAGCACAAGGGCCACCAGGUGGUGUGCGUGUGCCGCAUGGAUUCUACUUUUGUUGAAAUCUACUCCGGCACCGCUGACACAACCCUCCCUUUGGUCUAUAAAAUUAGCUUAAACGACGCUGAGUUCAGUGUCAAUGACUUUAGCCCAAUGUCUAUUACCGCGACCAGCGCUGGUUCUGACGUUUUGCUUGCGGUUGGCACAAACCACAUCCCGUACAUGCGAAUGAUCGUGGUAUCGCUCCAAAACUUUGACGCCUUCAUCUCCCAGCCUGUGAGUAAAGAAGCCCAGAGUUUAGUCUCCAACGCGGGGAAUAUUUCUCGCCAAGAAAUCAUCCACAAUUACAACACGAUGUGCUCUCAGGACAAGUAUUCCUCGCCCUCAAUCAAGUUCUCUCCGUCCGUCCGUCUCACUGACAAGCACUACCACCAUGUGUAUAUCGGAAACUGCGACGACGGGUUGCUCCGCUUGAUUAAUCUCUUGACCGGAAAGGUGAAGGAGAUUGGGAGAAAUCUUACAGAUGCUGUCAAGCACAAGGGGAAAUUGAAGUGUUUCGAUGUGUAUGAACAUGCUGGUGAGGACCGUAUCGUCAGUUGUGGGACAGAUCUCAAGGUAUUGACUUGGUAGCUACGAACGACAUAUACUGUGGGUGAAAUAGGACUCAUCGUCUUGCUUGUUCGUAUGUGCUGGCGAUAGAUCUAGCUAUGGAGAAAAAUAUAAAGAGCUGUGUAUAUAGGUAAUGAGGUGUAUAGAUGACUAGCGCGAAGUAUGAUUAAUGCCCGUGCGUACGUUGUGGUAUUCGGUAAAUGUAGCUAGACGGCAUACGUCAUAAUAAAUACACUAUACA
Molecule: messenger RNA, 1763 nt
Organism: Babjeviella inositovora NRRL Y-12698
Lineage: Eukaryota; Fungi; Ascomycota; Pichiomycetes; Serinales
Exons: 1
Coding region: 134-1543 (469 amino acids)
Molecular function (GO): protein binding
Source: RefSeq, a predicted model, not a curated record